Molecule: messenger RNA, 846 nt
Organism: Plasmopara halstedii
Lineage: Eukaryota; Oomycota; Peronosporomycetes; Peronosporales; Peronosporaceae
Product: enoyl-hydratase
Exons: 2
Coding region: 1-846 (281 amino acids)
Biological process (GO): fatty acid beta-oxidation
Cellular component (GO): mitochondrion
Molecular function (GO): enoyl-CoA hydratase activity
Source: RefSeq, a predicted model, not a curated record
AUGUUAGCUAUGCGUCAUUGCUCCUCCUUAGUCGCUUCGCGCUCCGCUAUUGCGCGACAGUUUACAUCCAACGCCAAGUAUGAAAACAUUUUGACCGAAGUGCGUGAUAAAGUGGCCAUUAUUACUCUGCACCGUCCGAAGGCGCUGAACGCGCUUUGUAGUCCUUUGAUUGAGGAACUUAACAGCGCGGCUCAGGCUUUUGAUGCUGAUAAAAAUAUUGGUGCUAUAGUCAUCACAGGUAGCGACAAGGCGUUCGCGGCUGGAGCAGACAUUAAGGAGAUGGCCACCAAGAGCUUUGUCGAGGCCUACAAUAGCAACAUGUUUGCCAAUUGGGGAGACAUCACCAAAAUUUCGAAGCCCGUAAUCGCCGCUGUUAACGGCUACGCACUAGGUGGUGGCUGCGAGUUGGCCAUGCUUUGUGACCUCAUCAUUGCCGGCGAUUCGGCUAAAUUUGGCCAGCCCGAGAUCACGCUGGGUACAAUUCCCGGUUGCGGUGGGACACAGCGUCUCAUUCGUGCUGUUGGUAAAUCCAAGGCCAUGGAGAUGAUUCUCACGGGAAAUAUGAUUGACGCUCAUCAGGCUGAGAAGGAUGGUCUCGUGGCUCGCGUUGUCCCUGCGGACCAUCUACUUGAUGAGGCCUGUAAGACGGCUAACAAGAUUGCAUCCUUUUCACAACCUGUGGUGAAGAUGGCCAAAGAAGCCGUUAAUGCAGCGUACGAACAAACGCUGCAGGAAGGUCUCAAAUUCGAGAGUCGCCUUUUUUGGAGCUCCUUCGCCACCAAAGACCAAAAAGAAGGCAUGUCCGCUUUUGUUAACAAGCGUAAAGCCGAGUUCACGAAUGAGUAG